Molecule: messenger RNA, 411 nt
Organism: Symbiodinium pilosum
Lineage: Eukaryota; Dinophyceae; Suessiales; Symbiodiniaceae
Source: the annotation of a GenBank genome assembly
AUGGCGCUUCCCAUGAAGAGCACGGCCAUGAAAAAGGCCAUGAAGGCGAGCCCAAUGAAGGCCAAGGCUAUGAAAGCAAUGAAAGCCAUGAAGGUCAUGAAGAAGAAGGCCGUGUCAAAAAUUGCCCGUGGCAAGCUGGCAAAAAGCGCGGUCUUCAAGGGCAACAAGGAGAAGACGGCCACAGGCCUGAAGAAGUCUGACCUGAUGAAGAGCAAGCGGGGAAGGGUUGUGACCAAGAAGCAGCAUGCCAAGGGCAAGGCCCUGUUUCAGAAGUACGCCCAGCGAUGGCUCGAUGCAGUGAUGAAGGCUCGGAAGGAGCUGGGCGUCAAGGGCUUUUGUGCAAUUGGCGGCAAGAGCGCACAGGGAAAGGCACUUUACGCCAAGGCCAAGGCUAUCUAUGCUGAGGCCUGA